UUGAAGCAUUGUUGUGUUGGUUUCGUAUUAGAACUCGACACGUCAUGGUGUUGAAAAGAAGUCGUAUAUUUUAGGAAUUUUAUAAAAACAACUUUCGUAAUAAAUCUUAUAGUGAAGUAAUAUACUAUUGCAACGGUUACAAUUUAAAGGUCACAAUGAGACUGUGUACACAUAUCUUUAUUCUCAUUGCAUUACUGCACUGUUCAUAUGCACCUCCUGUGUCACCAGACAAAAAAGAUCAAGACAGUGAUGUUAUUGAUGAUGUUGCCGAGUACACGGAGUAUCACAGAUACCUGCAGGAAGUGGUACAGGCGUUAGAAAGCGAUGCAGACUUUAGAGAGCGCCUCGAGAGAGCAGACGAAGAUGAUGUUCGCUCUGGUAGAAUUGCGGAACAGUUAGACUUCGUCAAUCACAACGUGAGAAGUAAGUUAGAUGAGAUCAAGCGUAGAGAGCUGGAAAGGCUCAGGCAUCUUGCUACAAAGGAAUUUGAAUUAACAAAUGAACUCGAUGUACAUAGCAAGGUGCCGACAAACGAACAUUUGGAUCACACGAACCCUCAUACAUUUGAAAUUGAGGAUUUGAGAAAAUUGAUACAAAAAACCACAGCGGACUUGGAGGCCGCUGACAUGAAGCGUAAGGAAGAAUUUAAGGAGUACGAGAUGCAAAAAGAGUUUGAGAAACAUCAAAAGAUAGAAUCUAUGAACGAGGCUGAAAAGAAGGAAUAUAUGGAGGCUGCGAAAAAGGAGGAAGAAGCUAAGAAACAUCAUCAGCCGCUCCACCAUCCCGCUUCAAAAGAUCAGCUGUUAGAGGUAUGGAAUACGGCUGACAAUAUGGAACCGAAAGAUUUCGACCCGAAAGUAUUUUUCAUGAUGCACGAUGUCGACGGUAACGGUGUUUGGGACGCUAAUGAAGUUAAAGCACUAUUUAUCAAGGAAUUAAACAAGUUGUACGGUCCCACUGGUCCCAAUACGGAUUUACACGAACGCGCUGAGGAAAUGGAACGAAUGAGAGAACAUUUCUUCAAGGAGAACGAUCGCAAUCACGACGGUUUGAUAGAUUACAACGAGUUCAUGAUGGAGACACAGAAACCUGAAUUUAAUCGGGAUGAAGGUUGGCAACCAAUAGACGAAAAUCAGAUUUAUACUCAAGCAGAGUACGAAGCGUACGAACGGAAGAGACUUGAAACACUACACUAUUUACAGCAACGUGGCUUGGUCGAUGCUCAAGGUCGCCCGAUACCUGGCGCUGAACAUCAAAUACAUCAAGCAGUUAAACAACACCAACAGCAACAACAGCAACAAGCUUACCAACAAUCUCAGUACCAUGGUGCACAAGCCCAAUAUCAUCCCCAAGGGCAGCCAAUGGGACAACCUCAGUAUGCCCCUGUGCAGUCACAAGGAUAUCAACAACCACCAGCUUACCAACAAUAUCCUGGACAACAACAAGGACAACCGCAAGGCCAAGUGCCUCAAGGACAACCGCAAGGACAGUACCAGGGACAAGUGCCUCAAGGUCAAUAUCAAGGACAAGUAGCUCAAGGACAGCCGCAAGGUCAACCACAAGGUCAGUAUCAAGGACAAGUACCUCAAGGACAGCCGCAAGGUCAGUAUCAAGGACAAGUAGCUCAAGGACAGCCGCAAGGCCAGUAUCAAGGUCAAGUGGCUCAAGGACAGCCGCAAGGCCAGUAUCAAGGUCAAGUGGCUCAAGGACAGCCGCAAGGCCAGUAUCAAGGACAAGUGCCACAAGGACAGCCUCAAAGCCAGUAUCAAGGACAAGUACCACAAGGACAGCCGCAAGGCCAGAAUCAAGGACAAUAUCAGGCACCAGCUCAGGGGCAGCCUAUACAGAAAAAUCAACAGCAACAACAGAAUGUUCCAGUUCCAGCUGCACAAGUCCAACAAGCACACCAACCAGCACAGCCGCCACAAGCUCAAAAUACUCCGGAUGUGGUUUCAAACCACACUUGAGUAAGUCUCACGUCAGUCGUUAUUUAAAGAUAUAAUGUAAGAAACAUAAAAUGAUGUUUAGAAUUUAGACAAUAUUCAUUUAAUACUACUGUGUGCUGUGCUGUGCUGUUUAAAAUGGUGCCAAUUUCUUGUAUUGCAAUGUUUCCAUUCUAUAAUUAUAUUUAAAUUAUUGUCUAUUUGCCUGUACUAUUGGGAUUAUAGAUUUUAAUAAUAAAGUUGUCAUCAAUA
Molecule: messenger RNA, 2195 nt
Organism: Nymphalis io (European peacock)
Lineage: Eukaryota; Metazoa; Arthropoda; Insecta; Lepidoptera; Nymphalidae
Gene: NUCB1
Product: nucleobindin-2
Exons: 10
Coding region: 156-1967 (603 amino acids)
Cellular component (GO): extracellular exosome; endoplasmic reticulum-Golgi intermediate compartment
Molecular function (GO): calcium ion binding
Source: RefSeq, a predicted model, not a curated record